Capsicum annuum is the source of this 1953-nucleotide messenger RNA. RefSeq names its product UNC93-like protein 3. The transcript has 10 exons. The record is from RefSeq and is a predicted model, not a curated record. NCBI's taxonomy places the organism in Eukaryota, Viridiplantae, Streptophyta, Magnoliopsida, Solanales, Solanaceae. Gene Ontology annotation, biological process: potassium ion homeostasis. Bases 496 to 1812 code for a protein of 438 amino acids.
GUUUAGUCUUACAGUUAAAAUUCCAAGAAUCUUCAAUCAAAGAGAACUUGGGGGUGAAUCUACAAUCAUGUUUCAUCUGCUUCUUUCUUUUUUAUUUAUUCCUAAAACUGAAAGUUGUUACACUUUAAACUAAAAUAAAAAUAAAACCUUUUUGUCUUUUCCCCUUGGAAAAAAAGAAUCUUGAUUUGUUCCAAAUUUUUUUUCUCAACAAAUAUUUAUAGAUGCCAAUCAAUAAUCUAUUGCAGCUGAAUUUUUCUUAUUAUUGUCUUAUUCGUCAGUUCUGUUAAGCUCUUUCUGUAUGUUCUUUUCUUCGUACUUCUUUUGCCGGCAAAUGCUGCCACUCACUUUCUCUCCCCUUUGACAAAAAUAAAGAAAAAUAUAGCUGUAUAUAUAUAUAUAUAUAUAUAUAUACACACACACACUUGUGUGCAUAUAUUUGUUGGUGGGUUGUGGGUAUUUUUGUUGUAAUCUUGGUACCUUUUCUUUUUUUGGGCAAUGGCUACUAUGGAUGAGGAAACACCCCUUGUUGUUGAAAAUUUCAAGAAUGAGAACCCAAUUGUGAUUAAUCAUGAAAGAGAUGUUUAUAUUAUGAGUUGUGCUUUUUUGUUGAUUUUCUUGGCUUAUGGGGCUGCUCAGAAUCUUGAAAGCACUAUUAAUACGGAAGGAAAUUUGGGGACUAUUUCACUGGGGAUAUUGUAUUUGUCGUUUAUGUUCUGCUCAAUAUUUGCUUCACUGGUGGUUCGGAAGCUUGGAUCAAAGAAUGCUUUGAUUCUUGGAAGUACUGGCUAUUGGUUGUUUGUAGCAGCCAAUUUGAUGCCCAAUUGGUAUACCAUGGUCCCAGCUUCCUUAUACCUGGGUUUUGCUGCUUCUAUAAUAUGGGUUGGGCAGGGGACAUAUCUUACUUCCACGGCACGCAGUCAUGCAAAUGAUCAUAGCUUGAAUGAAGCAAUUAUAAUUGGCAAAUUCAAUGGUGUAUUCUAUGGAAUGUUUGCAAGUCAUCAGUUUGUGGGAAAUCUUUUCACUCUUGCUUUGAUGAGAGACAAAGAGGGAGGAAGCACUAGCGGCAAAACUGUACUUUUCUUAGUUUUUGUUUGUACAAUAACCCUUGGUGCCAUUCUAAUGUGCUUCUUAAGUAAGAGAACUGGUAAAGAGGAGGCAAGACAGCAAGACUCCUCUGCUAGUUCUGUUUCUUCUGUGGCAACUUUGCUCAAGUCUAUUAUUACCCUCUUACAAGACAUAAGAAUGCUCUUGAUCAUCCCUCUUAUUGCAUAUUCAGGCUUACAACAAGCAUUUGUAUGGGCUGAAUUCACAAAGUAUCUCGUUAAGCCUACAAUGGGAGAGAGUGGUGUUGGUGGUGCAAUGGCCGUAUAUGGGGUUUUUGAUGCAAUUUGUUCUCUGGUGACUGGGCAUUUUACCUUUGGUCUCUCAUCUAUCUCGAUAAUUGUCUCGGGUGGAGCUUUAGUUCAAGGUGCUGUAUUGGUAUGGAUUCUACUGACUCAAAGCGUGACUGGUGGAGUUCUCGGCACACUUUAUCCACUUUUCAUUGCAGCCUUGUGGGGAAUAGGUGAUGGAGUCUUGAAUACCCAGCUAAGUGCAUUGCUCGGGAUACUCUUCAAGGAUGAUCUGGAAGGAGCAUUUGCCCAACUUAAGCUUUGGCAGAGCUUUGCAAUUGCCAUAGUCUAUUUCCUCGGCCCCUACAUUUCGUUGCAGGCAAUGUUAGUGAUUAUGUUGGUUGCCCUUUGCUUAUCGGCUUUUGGGUUUCUUUUCUUAACUCUCAAGGUAGAAAAAGCAUUCUCAUAUCGAGCUGUCUAAGGUGAUGCCAACGGAACAUUUAGUGUUGUAUCGGCUAUGAUAUUGCCUAGUUCUGCUGUGUUCAUCUUGUAUUUAUAUUUGAACCUGCCUGGUGCAGUGUUUUCUGUUCAAUUGAGUUCUCAAGAAAUUCACUUCACAAUA